Molecule: messenger RNA, 4419 nt
Organism: Microtus ochrogaster (prairie vole)
Lineage: Eukaryota; Metazoa; Chordata; Mammalia; Rodentia; Cricetidae
Gene: Tbl2
Product: transducin beta like 2
Biological process (GO): endoplasmic reticulum unfolded protein response
Cellular component (GO): endoplasmic reticulum
Molecular function (GO): protein binding
Source: RefSeq, a predicted model, not a curated record
CGUGGUAGGCUGAGGUGGCAGUAGUCCUGCGGCCAUGGAGCUGCCGCAGAUGCCGGAGCUGAUGGGGCUGUCCCUGCUGGUGGGGCUGCUGGCCUUAGUGGCCACGGCGGCGGUGGCCCGGGGCUGGCUGCGGACCGAGGAGGACAAGGCCAGCCCUCCCGUCCGCCAAAAAGCAAAUGAAUCCAAGAAGUCAGGAUCCAAGAAGCAGAAACAGAAUCAGCGGGUUCGCAAGGAGAAGCCUCAGCAACAUAUCUUCACCCACCGCCUUCUGGCUGCAGCAUUAAAGAGCCAUAGUGGGAAUAUAUCUUGCAUGGACUUCAGUAGCAAUGGCAAGUAUCUGGCCACCUGUGCGGAUGACCGCACUGUCCGAAUCUGGAGCACCAAAGAUUUCCUUCAGCGGGAACACCGCAGCAUGAGAGCCAAUGUGGAGCUGGACCAUGCCACCUUGGUGCGCUUCAGUCCAGACUGCAGAGCCUUCAUUGUUUGGUUGGCCAAUGGGGACACCCUCCGUGUCUUUAAGAUGACAAAACGAGAAGAUGGGAGCUUUACCUUCACAGCCACCCCAGAGGACUUUCCUAAAAAGCACAAGGCGCCUAUUGUCAACAUUGGCAUUGCUGACACAGGGAAGUUCAUCAUGACAGCCUCCAGUGAUACGACCAUCCUCAUCUGGAAUCUGAAAGGUCAGGUGCUGUCCACAAUCAACACCAACCAGAUGAACAACACUCACGCUGUUAUCUCCCCAUGUAGCAGGUUUGUGGGUUCGUGUGGCUUCACCCCAGAUGUCAAGGUCUGGGAGGUCUGCUUUGGGAAGAAAGGGGAGUUCCAGGAGGUGCUGCGAGCCUUUGAACUGAAGGGCCACUCUGCAUCCGUUCAUUCUUUUGCCUUCUCCAACGACUCUCGGAGGAUGGCCUCUGUCUCCAAGGAUGGCACAUGGAAGCUGUGGGACACAGAUGUGGAAUACAAGAAGCAGCAGGACCCCUACUUGCUAAGGACAGGCCGCUUUGAAGAGGCGUGUACCAUGCCUUGCCGCCUGGCGCUCUCCCCUGACACCCAUGUCCUGGCCUUGGCCUCUGGCACCAGUAUUCAUCUCUUCAACACGCGGCGUGGGGAGAAGGAGGAGUGCUUCGAGAGUGUCCACGGGGAAUGUAUUGCUGACUUGACUUUUGACAUCACUGGCCGCUUCCUGGCCUCCUGUGGGGACCGUGCAGUGCGGCUCUUCCACAACACCCCUGGCCACCGGGCUGUGGUGGAGGAGAUGCAGGGCCUCCUGAAGCGGGCAACCAGUGAGAGCACCCGCCAAAGGCUGCAGCAACAGCUGGCCCAGGCCCAGGAGGCCCUAAAGAGCCUGGGUGCCCUGAAGAAGUGACUCUGGCUCUGGAUGAGUCUGACUGCCUGCCACAAUGGUUGCUACUCUAUUCCCAGCUGUCCCUGGGGUAGAGACCUGGAGGAACCUCCUAGUUUUCUUCCUGUUGGCCUCCACUUUUUCCCAUUGAAGCUAUUCUUGCAUACUUAGAUCUCGAUCUCUCUCUCUCUCUCUCUCUCUCUCUCUCUCUCUCUCUCUCUCUCUCUCUCUCUCUUCUUGUUUGACUCCUCCCAUAAUGAAAGGUGCUGUUUUCUCACAAGCCCAAGGGUGGAGUCUGUCUUCACCCAGCACUGAGAAGAGGGGUAGAAAGAAGAGAGACAGAAAAAGCAAAGCCUCUGACUGUGUGGCAAAAGACCCUGACACCCAAAGAAGUUUGUGAGUGAGUGUCAAGGUAAAACCUGAGGGACACCAGAGAGUAAGGUACAGAAUGUGUUUUAUAAUGCUGCAAGAUGAGUCUCCACCUGGACCAGGCUCCUGUUACCAGCAAGAAAUAAUUAAAGGAUGGUCUUUGUGUUUGUGUUGGUCUAUAAACUAGACAUUCAACAGGCAAAGGCAGGAGGAUCAGGGGUUCAAGUCCUGCUUGGACUACAUAGUGAAUUCCAGGACUUCCUGGGCUCCAUAUGGAAAAAAACCUUGACUAGAGAUUUUUUUGCUCCAGGCUUCAGUUUUCUUAUUUGUAAAAUGGGGAACGAUGCUCUCUGUGGCCUUCUUCAAAAGAUGUUGUAAGGCUAAGAGCAUUCCAAAGCUUCCACACAUGUAGCAUAACAGUGCUGUCCAACAUCAUUAACUGUCAGGUAAACUUUGGACUCAAAUUGUGGUCUGCAACCCAAUCAGAAGGAAACACAGCCCUUGGGAGGGCCAGUCUUCUGAAACUAGGCUUGCUCAUUCAUCUUGGAUGCAUAUGGUGGUUUGGUUCAUGUGCCUUGAGAAGUAAUGCAAUCUUAGCAUGGCAACUCCUCUAUUGGAGACCUCUUGGGCUUAUCAUUUUGAUGUCUGCUUCAUGGGAAGAGCUAGUGAUGCCGGCUAACACAGACAAGACUGGGCCUGCUGCCAAAGAUAAAACUUAGUGGGAAGAACCUACAGGCUGGUAUCUGUGAAGUGCUGUUUGUUCAGUCACAGCUGCAGGGGAUGUAGGCAAGGGGCUUGACAGUAAUGAAUUUAGGACUAUAAUGGGGAUGAAACGUAAUAUAUCCAAUGAGAGAUUGGUUUCAGACAUGAAUUUGAAUACUGCUUGGAUCCAAGGAGUGUGGAAAAUGUCAGGAAUCUAGGAAGGAUUGACUCUACCAAAAAGUAUCCGUCUCAUUUAGCUUUGGUCUUUCGCUUUAAAGUAGAUCCUCUUCCAGCCAUCCUCAGUGGUACAGAAUGUUGGAAUAAGGCACAACCCUGAAGUUGACCUUGAUGGCUCCCUUGUCGCCACCCUCUCCCACCACCACUGCUAUAUCCAGAUGCCCUGCAGCAUCUGCUGUCUCCCCAUCUCUUCUGUUACUACACUGGUCUUGGACACUGAACAUACUAUAUGUAUAGUACUUCUCUUCCCAACCACAUUACUUUAAGUCACUUUUCUACAUAGUUUAGCCAGCAUUUGAAAAACAUAAAACAGGUUGUGCCAUUCCCCAGUUAAAAAACCCUUCAGAGGCUUCUCUCUACUCUUAGACUAAAAACCCUGAUCUCUCUCUGUGCCCUACAUAAUGUAGUGAAGUUUAGCUCCUCCUGUGGUCUUCCUUUGCAAAGGUCGCUUCCACCCCAUUCUUCCUGUUUCUUUACUAACCCAAGCAGUUCACAGGCUCUAGGUAUGGGCUGGUCCCUUUUGUUUGUUGCAAGCAUUUUUCCUUUCUGUUGGCAGACUUGUCAAUGUGAUUCAGUCCUUGGUAACUUUGAUUUCAAAAGUUGCCUCCUCAAACACUCUAUCCGAAGUAGCCCUUUCCACCAAUCCCGUUGUAUUGUUUACGUUGGUGCUUUUCUUUCUUUUGUAUGAAUAGAUGAUUUCUAAAGCCAUCUUGUUUGAUAUGUAUUUGCUCCAGUGCCGUGACAGGGGCAGUUGUGUGUGUAACAAAGGUAGGAAUUAGGUGGGUUGCCUGGUUGUGAGAUGGGAGGAAAUGGUAGAGACUGCAAUGAGCUGGUAGACCUGUGCCCUGGAUGCACAGUGGUUGGUAGCUGCUACGUAUUGUUUAAUAGUUCCCCCAGAGUUGCCAGUUGCAGAGAAGUUAGAUGUUAGCACCUUACUCUGAAACGAGGCACCAUUGUGAAUUGCACCCAGCACUGAUGUAGGAAGAAUCAGCUCACCAGUCUCAUUGGCACUUAAGGAUUGUUCCUUGCUUUUCAUUUUGCAGGCCUGGGCAUGGAACCCAGAGCCUCCUGCAGGGGAGACCAUCAUUCCGCUGCUGAAUCAUGCCUCGGCCCUCACUAGGAGAGGCUAAGACCGUGGCUGUCCUGCUCAGCCACAGCUCCUCACUGGGAGAUUCUAGGCAAAGGUUCUCCUUAGCCACAGCUGCAGUCCCUCACUGGGCAAAUGUUCUGCUACUGAGCCUCCAGCACUAGUUUGUGAAUUGCUGAAGAAUGCAUUGGAACACGAGCUUCACAGACAGGACCCUUGUUUGUCUGCUUUGUUCUGGGUUCCAAAUCAAGAAGCUGGGAUAGAGUAAGCUCUCAAUAAAUAGAACUCAGACUAGAAGUAAUUGACAGAAAAAUUGAUAUUCUUUUGUUUUUCUGCACUCCACUGUGGAUUCAGGUUUCUGAUGAGAUCAGCCAUAUUGAGGCCUGUAUGGUCACACCCAGGUUUGGGUUUCUGAACACACAGCUCUGCCUCAUGCUGCAUGUGCAUGUGGGGUCUGAUAGAUGUCUCCUUUGGCUGUCAGAAGCAGUAUAAAAGGCUUCCACUUGCUUUUGAAUGCCUGUGUCAUGGCUGCAGAGGGAAGGUAGGGAAACCAAGAAUGCUGAGCCACUGAAGUCAGAAGUCUGUUCUAGAAUCAGCCAAGUCAGUGACGUGUGACCUGGACUGGGGUGAUCACAGAGGCUGCCUGAGUUUGUCUCCUCAUCUGUAAAAUGGGAAUAAAUGC